AUGCAAAGUAGCUUGGAGCACGAAGACUUGUUAAUAAAACUACGUGCAAAAUUAAACGAAGGUAAAAUUAAGUUAUGGGAACCUCCUUAUGUAUCUACUGAAGGAGAUACGUCUCAUAACUUUCAGGAGCUUGCAAACAGAAUAGCAUCUGAGCUAUCUUUGGAUAUGACUAUAGUUCUAGAUGGUUUGCUUGAACUACAACAACAUUCUGUUGAUCGCUCAAAAGCUAACGAAGAAUUCAAAGAAACAGGCUGUGCUACUUUGCGAGUUAAGGCUCCUGGAAGAGGUGAAAAAGGAGUAUUUAAAGUCAUGAAGAAACUGAAUGUAAUGGGUACAGAACUGAUCAAUACAAUUUGUGAGGUGUUAGGAGUUGAAAACACUAGAUUAAAAUUGAUAUUCAAUGGUAAGGUCAUUAACCCCUCUCGCAGCCUAGAGGAUCAAGGGGUUAAAAAUGGAAUUCAACUUAUGGCAUUAAUUAUGGCAGAAAAUACAGAGGCUCUUAAGAGAGAGGAUGAUAUGUAUCUUCAAAUGAAACAAACUCUGGAGGAUGCCACCCUGCUCUCAGAAUGCUACGAUGACCUUGGUGACGAGUCAUAUUUGAAUCUGGAAGACCAGACUGGAAAAACAGUCGAUCUACCUAAGUCAGAACGGAGGUCUUUAUUCAUAGGACUCGCAUUACACGAGAGGGGACGCACUUGUGUAAAGAAGCGGGAAUAUGCAUUUGCUCUUGUGUUACUUUUGGAAGCUGAUAGACAACUGAGUGAAUGUCGGGCCCAAAUCCUAAACACGGUUGACAACUAUGGAGUGCUGCAACUGGACAUAGCGUGGUGCUACCUCGGCCUGCAAAGCCUUCAAGCCGCGAACGACGCGGCCGCGAGACUCGCGAAGGCCGAAGUGGCCUUCACCAACAGCUACGGACCGGAACAGCAGAGGCUUAUCGCUCUCAAGGGCACGGACGCCAACGAACGAGUACUCUUCAUGAGGUUGUACCUCCUUCAGGGUAUCGUGGCCUAUCAUCAGAACAAUAGGACCCUGGCCAAGGAGUUACUCGAUAAGGCUGAAAGAGAACUGAAUAACCUGAGGGUAGAUGAGUCGUCAGUGCAAGCCCUGAUGGAGUUGGGCUGGAGCGAGUGCCAAGCGUACGCGGGCCUCAGAGCGGCUCAAGGAGAUGUGAACGGGGCCCAUCACUACCUCGACACGGCCACGAGGCGAAGGGAAGUGGAGAGACGGGCCAAUAGGGAUGAUAGAGAACAGCGCGCGCUAGGAUUAUGCGAAGACGGCAGCCCCGUGGAUAAACAACUCACAGAGAGCCUAGUAGGAAUGGGUUACUCCAGGAAACUGGCCGUUCUAGCUCUCAGGAACGCCAAUAAUAACGUCACGGAUGCUGUCAGGAUCAUACAGGAGCAACCCGAAUUGUUGGAGGACAGUGACCUCUCGGAAGAAGAGGAGUCAACGGAGCCGGUGGUACCGGAUAAUCAACUCCUCUCUGAGCUAUGUUCAAUGGGGUUCGAGAGUGAGACAGCAAAAUACGCUUUGAAGCUAAGUCGAAACGAUUUGGUUCGAGCCUUGGACAUCCUUCACAGCGAAGGGCCUUGUGCUGACCAGAAUGACACUAACAAUCCGUCCACCAGCACCGAAGCUAACACCAGUCGAAAGAGACAGAAAAAAGAAGAAAAGAGACGGAAGAGAAAGGCCCGGCAACUUGCAGUCCAUCGAUUAAGGCAGACCAUACGCUAUGAAGACGACGACUAUCUCAGCUCGCCGCUCUCUGAGGAGGAACAUUUCCUGAUACAAUAUAAGUCCUUGUUGUAA
Messenger RNA from Pieris macdunnoughi, 1812 nucleotides. The record is from the annotation of a GenBank genome assembly. Lineage: Eukaryota; Metazoa; Arthropoda; Insecta; Lepidoptera; Pieridae.